AUGUCCGCUGAAGCAAUACGAUGUGAACCUGAGCACGCGGAGAUCGCCUCGCUGCCCAGCCUCCGAGGACUGCCGGAGAGGGUGGCCCAGAGGAAGUUCGAGCUCGUGAAGCGCGGAGUUAAACUGAAAGAUGAGCUUCAGCUCUUCCCCGAGCAACGCACCCACCGUGAUGCUCUCUGCACGGUGACAUUUGUGGGUAGCUUGCUGCUUUUUCUUGCUUUGGGCAUCUCGUCCAGAGCACAGCCUGGCUCGGCGAGCGCUUUGCUCCCGGCUCCUCCAUUUGGGCUCAGGCAAGAAGGGCCAACUGGCUUGUACAUAGAUGCCGCACGGCGGCUAACUAGUCAAGAAGACCGUGUGAGCUGGAACGUUCUUCUUUCGGUAGUCACUGUCAGCUCCGCUGUCGGCUUCCUGUGCGCACUGGUGGUCUUGCAGCUACUACAAUCUGGCGGAGAGCAAGUACUUUUUCAGUGCACUAUGCUCUUGCCGGUGCUGAGGCUGAUAACAGGCCUUUUUUGUUUGUGUUACCCCUGGAACAACUUCACCCCUCAGACAUACUACCGUGGAAUGGACGAUGACGCUAUCCGAUACCUGGCUUGCGGUGUCUAUACCUUGGCCGGGGCGUCGUUGACGAUCUGUUCUCUUUGCAACUGCUGUAUCUCCAUGCACGUGCGGCAUCUUGCCCGCCCUUGGCUUUCUCUUCAAGCAAGUUUGAUGAAAUGCGUUAGCAUGGUCGUACUCGCCAAUCCUGGCAUGCUCCUGGUACCCCUCGGAUUUGCGGUGCUGCUCUACUUCUGCAUUGUAGGCUGCAUCUCCGCUUUCUCGUCCAUCCUUGAUGCUGCAACUGUCUCGAGCUGGUGGCCGGAAAUUGCAAUCAUCCCGACCAUUCUGCUCAUCGGCUGGGGCGGAGGUGUCGCCUCGUACACUUCCAUCCUGGCCUUCUGCGGGGUUUACAGCCGAUGGUAUCACUCGCGCCCUGAACCACCAGUCUUUGCGAGCCUGAGGAGUGCCGUCGCCUUUGGCUUGGGAACAGCAUGUCUGGCCUCGUUCCUGCGACCAACGUUUCGUACGAUCGAACUUUUGAGCAGGAUUAUCCAGCCGUCAGGCCCUGACUGCAAAGCAAAUCCCGUGAGAGCUUGCAUGACAUGCACCUGCGCCUGCGUGCUGGAGUUUGCAUUCAGUUUGGUUGGCGACGUUUCUCGAUUCUUCGAUACCUGGGCAUUCACGCAGUGUGCCAUCCGCAACGGUUCCUUCUUCCAGUCGUCGUAUAUAACGUUUGCUCUCUGCACAUGCUCCAACGUGACCCUCCUUACAAGAAACCUCGUCCUGGAUUAUGUCACAGGUUCUGGCACCCAAGCGGGCGGCUUGCUGGGCUUGCUCGUUGGUGCAGUUGCGCACUAUUUAGGCAAGUUUCCGUGGCUUUACUGGGCACCAGCAACCGGCUGCAUCUGCGCGACGAUCAUGACCAGCAUUGUGCUGAGUGUGGCGAAGACGGGUUUCAAGUCCAUCCUGGCGCUGUGGGCGGAGAGUUGCCAACUGCAGCAGCUGUCCCCAGAGACUCAUGCUGCCAUUGUAUCCUGUAUCAAGAAGAGACUGGAGGAGGAGGGCCAACGCCACCGCACGGUCUCAGAGAUGUCGCAGCUGAGCCGAUAA
Symbiodinium necroappetens is the source of this 1650-nucleotide messenger RNA. NCBI's taxonomy places the organism in Eukaryota, Dinophyceae, Suessiales, Symbiodiniaceae. The record is from the annotation of a GenBank genome assembly.